AUAAUGGUCACUGCUUCUUCCCCCAAAGGUGGGAUGUUUCCCCAUGUCCAUCUUCCCAGUCUCUACCCUGCCCCCAGAAAGAGCCCAGAGGGAGAAUCUGUAGAGGUCCCAGCCUUCCUAGGCCACUGGCAGUAUCGGCCUCUGCUCCUCCCCAGCGGAAACCCCCACCACAGGAUAAUGGGGGGUCCAGGUUGAUCCCCAGCAGCCUACCCCGGAAAUGCUCCGUCUUCCAUCUCUUCGUCGCCUGUCUCUUACUGGGCUUCCUCUCCCUGCUCUGGCUGCAGCUCAGCUGCUCUGGGGACGUGGCCCGGGCGGCCAGGGGACAAGGGCAGGAGAGCCCGGGCCCAUCGCGGGCCUGCCCGCCAGAGCCACCCCCCGAGCAUUGGGAAGAAGAUGAGUCCUGGGGCCCCCACCGCCUGGCAGUGCUGGUGCCCUUCCGAGAACGCUUCGAGGAGCUCCUGGUCUUUGUGCCGCACAUGCACCGCUUCCUGAGCAGGAAGAAGAUCCAGCACCAUAUCUAUGUGCUCAACCAGGUGGACCAUUUCAGCCUCGGCGCCCUGCGCAGGUUCAACCGGGCGGCGCUCAUCAAUGCGGGCUUCCUGGAGAGCGGCAACAGCACGGACUACAUCGCUAUGCAUGACGUGGACCUGCUUCCUCUCAACGAGGAACUGGACUAUGGCUUCCCCGAGGCCGGGCCCUUCCACGUGGCCUCCCCGGAGCUCCACCCACUCUACCACUAUAAGACCUACGUCGGUGGCAUCCUGCUGCUCUCCAAGCAGCACUACCAGCUGUGUAACGGGAUGUCCAACCGCUUCUGGGGCUGGGGCCGCGAGGACGACGAGUUCUACCGGCGCAUCAAAGGAGCGGGGCUCCAGCUUUUCCGCCCCUCGGGAAUCACAACCGGGUACAAGACAUUUCGCCACCUGCAUGACCCAGCCUGGAGGAAGAGGGACCAGAAGCGCAUCGCGGCUCAGAAACAGGAGCAGUUCAAGGUGGACCGGGAGGGAGGCCUGAGCACCGUGAAGUACCAUGUGGACUCCCGUACGGCCCUGUCCGUGGGUGGGGCCCCCUGCACUGUUCUCAACAUCAUGUUGGACUGUGACAAGGCUGCCACCCCCUGGUGUACAUUUGGCUGAGGUGGCUGGACAGUAAGGAAGCCUGUGCCUACAGGCCACACUGUUCCUCAGGCCCAGGACAAAGCCUCAAGCUUCAGGCCCAGCUCCAGUAGGACGUGGCGUGGCCUGAAGUAGCGGACAGCAAGCCACGUGUUUGCAGCAGCCCCGCCCCCAAGGCAGGCUUGAGCCAGGACAGGACACACACAGGGUACCUGCAACGCUGCUAGCAAUAAACAGUGAUGGGGAGCAGCUGGGCUGUGGCUCCCAACUGGGACCCUCCGACCUGCCUUCCUGCUCACCCAGCCCUGCCCUCCUUCAUGUGCUGAGAUCUGCGGGCUUUUGUUCCUUCCCCUGGACCGCCUCAUGCUGAGAUACAGUUUAGAAGCCAGGCUGCUGACAUGGGUGGCCGGGGCCAUCGGGAGAGUUAAAACUGCAGAGACCAGCAUGCCAGCCCCAACGGAAGGGAGCAGUGAGACCAGCUCUAGCUGGUGGUCACUGGGCAGGAAUGUGGGCCUGGUGUUGCCAGAUCUUCUGAUUUUUCAAAAGAGACUAGAAAUCUGGAUUCUUAAGUGAAAUUGGUUAAUUUUUAAAUGAUAGCAACUAAUUGAAACUUAAAAAAAAAGUAUGGCAGGCCAAAGCAA
Vicugna pacos (alpaca) is the source of this 1756-nucleotide messenger RNA. The record is from RefSeq and is a predicted model, not a curated record. Lineage: Eukaryota; Metazoa; Chordata; Mammalia; Artiodactyla; Camelidae.